CGGCUUUAAUAAAAUCAUCAUUCAAACAUUUUUCGUCAAAGUGAAAAGUUCGUCUUAAAAUACUAAAAUGAAAUCGUUCGUUGCAAUUAUUGUGACGUGUGCAUUUAUUGCGAUCGCGAGCUCUCGCCCACAUGGUCGUUUUUCCUUAUCGUCAUCAUCAUCGUCUUCAUCAUCGUCUUCAUCAUCCUCAUCAUCUACAAUAAACGGACAACCAGCAAACCCGGUAUACCCUCCAACUCCAGUACACUACCCUCCAUAUGUAGAUCAACAUCAACAUCAUGGUUAUUCAGGACAUGGCCAGCCUUCUGGAAAUAUAGGAAUUGGUUAUAACCCUGGACAUGGUUAUGAUCAGGGACAUGGUUAUCCUCCUCAUCAAGAACAACAUUCAAAGGCUAACGCUAACGCUGAAGCUAACGCAAAAACUCACACAGUCAACCAAAAUCAAUUGGAUUAUGGAUAUUAAUAAGUCAUUACGACAAAAAAUCUUGAAUUUGAAUGUUUAAAAAGGAAAUGAAUAAAUCAUAAAUAUUGAAAUGUA
Contarinia nasturtii (swede midge) is the source of this 538-nucleotide messenger RNA. Its product is annotated as midnolin homolog. Bases 68 to 463 code for a protein of 131 amino acids. The record is from RefSeq and is a predicted model, not a curated record. NCBI's taxonomy places the organism in Eukaryota, Metazoa, Arthropoda, Insecta, Diptera, Cecidomyiidae. The transcript has 3 exons.